CGAAAGAGCGAGGGAGGACGCUCGAAGGAGGACGAUGAUGGUAAAGAAGCGCCCGCGGCCCGCCAUGCGGCGUACAACCAGCAUGACGGAGUUCGCCGCCGAGGGGGAGACCCCGCGUCCGGCGGGCGGUGACAGCCAGAGCAGCAGCCGCCUCCUCCAGGAGCACCGCACCCAGCGCCAAGCCGCGGACGUGGAUCCUGCGGAGGGAGCUCCGCGGAAGGUCCUCGUCGGAGGAGAGCUCGUGAGUGUCAACUGGAUCGAGGCCGGAUACCACUCUGGCGGAGUGGCUCCACCGGGCAGUGGCGUCGGAGGACGAGGGCGGCGGAGGAUCUCCAGCGACUUCGCGGUGACGGAGACCGCGCCCUUUUUGAUGGCUUGCGGCCUCUGCAAGCGCCGCCUCGGCCCCGGACGCGACACCUUCAUGUAUAGGGGUGAUACUGCCUUCUGUAGCCUCGAGUGCAGGCAACAACACAUAAACCAAGUUGAGAUCAAGGAGAAAUGCUCUUUGACUUCCAUGAAGGAUGCUGUUCAAGCAUCCAACACGACCGAGAAAUCUGACAAUGGUGAAUCUGUCGCUGCUGCCUAGCUUCCAGCGGCAGCUAAUGUGUUGUAAAUCCUACAAUACAAGGUAAACGUAGACGUAGCUGGAUUAUUCUAUGGCCACUCCAGCAUUACUUUCAGUCAAUAGAACAUAUUAUGUGAACCUUAUGCUAAUUAUUGUGCUCUGAGAACCAUCUUUUCCUUUUGUUAUGGGAGAGUUAGAAAUAAAAAUAGAAAGGAAAAAAAAGUGACUCAUCUUUCCCGAAGAAUAUGUUCUGUGAUCAUAGAUGCAAAGUAAUGGCAAACUUUUCUAUGUUUUUGA
This is a messenger RNA of Zingiber officinale, 862 nucleotides long. Its product is annotated as FCS-Like Zinc finger 7-like. Bases 35 to 586 code for a protein of 183 amino acids. The record is from RefSeq and is a predicted model, not a curated record. NCBI's taxonomy places the organism in Eukaryota, Viridiplantae, Streptophyta, Magnoliopsida, Zingiberales, Zingiberaceae. The transcript has 2 exons.